Messenger RNA from Argentina anserina (silverweed cinquefoil), 276 nucleotides. Its product is annotated as protein RADIALIS-like 1. NCBI's taxonomy places the organism in Eukaryota, Viridiplantae, Streptophyta, Magnoliopsida, Rosales, Rosaceae. Gene Ontology annotation, molecular function: DNA-binding transcription factor activity. The record is from RefSeq and is a predicted model, not a curated record. The transcript has a single exon. The coding region runs from base 1 to 276 and encodes 91 amino acids.
AUGGCUUCUAACUCAACUUCUUCCCUUAGCUCGGGCUCAUCUUGGACUGCCAAGCAGAACAAGACCUUUGAGAUUGCUUUAGCCCUUUUCGACAAGGACACCCCCGACCGCUGGUACGAUAUUGCUAGGGCCGUUGGGAAUAAGACACCCGAGGACGUUAAAAGGCAUUAUGACCUACUUGUGGAAGAUGUGAAGCUUAUCGAGUCCGGCCAAGUUCCAUUCCCGAAUUACAUAACUUCUGGUCGGACUGAGAGAUCAGGGCAACAUCGGUCAUGA